AUGGAAGGCACGAUGAACGCCCGACAUCCUUAUCUUAGCAAUUCAGGUCCAGGACCCAAGCCUGACGUUUAUUCGGCGCUGGACAAGUAUACCAUCGUGGCCUGCAACGGCAAGACCCCUGUUGCCUUGGUUCUCGGGCCAAACUUCUUGCCUUGUUCGCAUGUCUUCGGUGGCUCAGAUGUCCGAGAGGGUCGUCUCUUCUUUUUCAAGAAUCAACGCUCACCGGCGGCCGCAACAUUGACGACCAUCCUUUCGCAUCGCAUCCACCCACGCCGUCGCCGCAUUCCCAAAGCUCGUGAUCGAAUCACGGCCAGCUGUGGAGAUUCGUUCCCUCACCGAAUCACCCACAAACCCAAGCAUCAAACUUCUCCACGCCAGACUCCACCACCACCACUCGUCGCCACUGUCACACUCUCCGUCACAACCACCACCAGUUCUUCAGCACAAGCGGUUUUGCCCCUCCAUCCGCCAGAUGAGCACAUCCUGACAUGGCCCAACCUCCUGCUCAGUCCACUGGAAGGCCAUAGCUCGGCCCAGCCAUCGACUUUGACAGCAAUAUCUCCGAUACGGCUAUCGGUACACUACGGGAAACGGGAAGCCCAGAUACACACGGAUCCCAACUAUGGACCCGUCUCGGCUACGACGAGCAGCCGACCCGACUUCAUAUCUCGCCGCGGCCGCCGCCGCCACUGGGGGUUCAUAAUGCAUGAACGCCUGUGCAAGCUAUGGUCAGCAUGCUCCGAACGUACGGAUACAAAGAUGAGACAAGAAAUGAUACGGCUGCACCGUAACCUUUUCCCACUAUCGCCGCUCAAUGCCCACUGGAUCGGCCGCUGUACCCGAUCAAAGUUGUCAGCAGCCUGCGCCGUCCUCUUAGGUUCCGAGGCCGGCGGCGGCCUCUUACUACAAUCAUGUCCAUAUAUGCCCGCCGCCCGUUGUUGUCCGCCAAUGACACAGACCGAAACACUUAGACAGAAGCACAAGAGGGUCCAACUCGCUGAAAACCCCAUGGCACCUCAAUCGUCAGACUUCAGAUCUCUGCACAAAAGCAUUUCCUUGCAUGCAGCGUCCACCGAAGUUUCUCUUAGAAGAACAGGCCGGGUCACUCACUUUCUGCAUAGCUUGAAAUGGUUUCCAGCUUCGGGCCACCGAUAUUUGAGCUGCGCUGGCGACAAAAAUGAUAUCAUUCAACAUAGAUGCCAGUGUGUCCUGCGUAAAGAAGAUGACUUUCGCCACAUCGCCCACGCAUACAUCUUACAUCAAGAAGGCCCUGGGGGACAUAUCACCGUCCUAGAUGUGUUAGCUGACUGGCCAGGCUUUCUGUGUAUAAUCAUUGUUCGCGCACUAAGCAUCUGCCGAGACUCGUUGGGUCCGUGUUUAUCAACCUAUAUCAAGAUCUAUCAUGUUGAAUCUCACGCCAGGACGCGAAGUGGCAAUGGUGCUCUCACCAACAUACGAAUAUCAUCUGCUCGACAAAGAGCUUCCAGUUUCCUACCUGUUACAGUACAACUCAUAGCAAAGCACAAAAACCUCCGAUCUAGGCCCGUCGAUCUUAUCCAGCCGCCUUGGUCCCGGAGACGCACAAAAAAGAGACAUUAUCAAGCAGGUACUUGCAACCAUUCGGUCCUCCAUGUACCUCCGACAGUGUUGGCUGAGACCGGAGCUCACUGUGCUUCCUCGACAUGGGCCGGGGUCUUAGCCCGCACACCUUCACACGUUGCUGUUACGUCGAUGGAGGGGCUUGGCUACCCGCCCUCAUUGUCCAACGGCGAAUCGCUUGGACUUGGGCAGGGCCCUCUCGCGCGCUUUCCGAUGGAACUCGACAUUGAACAUAUUAUUCAGAAUCUAGAGCUGUCGAAACUUUGUCGCAAGCUCGCUUACCACUCGACUCGCCCGACACAGGAUACGAGAUUGAAGGACCCCGUCGCUCUGCGUUGUACAGCCCACACUCGCCCACGCUACGGAUACGCUACCGCUACCGCCUCUGUUCACGGCGACGCCCGGACCGGUCAGGGCACAGCAGAGAGCCUAGCGAUUUGGGGUAUCAACGGCUUAACAAGCCACCCCUGUCCCACACCCUCGUCCGUUGUCCUUGUGACCUCUUCCGAUACUUUGGAGACGGACAUUUUAUCCUUGGACGCAGCCAGCAAUGCCAUCUCAUCCUUGGCUGUGGUGAUACGUGCAGCUCGUUGGCUUCCGUCACGGGAUAUCGUUGCCGGCAUUCUAUCUCAGACACGAGCUCCCCUCCAGCGCCAGGUCCAGGGCUUCUUGUUGGAAGACGUGACGUCCCUUACGGUCUGCGUCAGGAACGAAUACCAGCGGCCUGGGUGUCUUAUUUCAGAUGGCACACUUUACGGCUGGCUGACGACGAUCGAAGUGCCAACGGAUCCAUCCAUUACACUCAGCCCGCGCACUUGCCCCUUGUGCUCCGAUCUCAGGGCCUAUGAACCGCGUCUUCGCAUCAAUACAAAAUCUCGCGCGUUUCCGCGGCCCACGCUCGCCGACUUGGUAUUCAUCGAGAGAGAAGCAUCGUAUAUUUCAGCACGAUUCAAUGGUGUGGUGGUAGCCUGGUUGGUACUCACACAAGCUCUCGACGAAUCCUCAGAACGUGCUUGCGGAGCUUCCGCCGGCGUAAGCACGAAAGCUUGCUCAACAGAAGAUGUUUCUACAUACAACUUUGCAAGCUUUCAAAGCUUAGGCUACGUUUGUCCUGCCACUAUCAGAGCAACAAAAGAAUACUGGAUACCCCAGCGGUACAGUUACAAUGCAAGGCAAUUGAACCAUGGCCAUAUCUCAAUCGAUCUCGGUACCAAACAAAGGUUCAAUGACAGAGACAGGCAAUUAAAGACAGCUUCGCGGCUCGGCACUGUCACCCUUCCCUCGACUGCAGAUUCUCCAACUUUUCCCCAAAUUACUCUAAUCAUCGAAGGGGGUAUCGGGCUCUACCCUAGCCGCAGGUCAGAGUGCAACCCAUCCUCGGCGACGAAGGAUGGCCCCCUCCCCCUGAGUCAACGAGAACACUUGCGUUGGGAGAUUGAUAACUCGCCGGAACAUGAGAAGCAAGUAAGCUACGGCUACUACUACAGUAAGGGUGCGUAUCUCCAGUCAACUCUGGGUUGGCAGUCUUGGACCCAAGGCGUUCAGGCAAUUGCAAAAUGCAAUGCACCAGCCUUCUCAUUCGUCUCACUCUCGACUGGCGUCCUCUGCCGUUCCACACUGAUGUUGGGCCACUCGGAUUGGCCUGUCUUUCAAAAUCAGUACCGUCUUUUUGAGGCUGUGCAAAAGAGCAUCCGUCCAUCCAUCGGGCAUCCAUCCUUGAGCAGCUGGGCCUCUUCAACCGCUUCCGUUGCGCUUGUGUGCCCUUAUUUCCAGCCGGUGACAAAUCUGAGAGGAGGACCAGCGUUCCUGGACCACAAGCAGCCUCCCACCAUCUUCCGCGUUCGACGAACCCUCCAGGGCAGCUUAGGCCACGCAUACUUACUCCAAAUCCGCUCACACUUUUCAGGACGGGAUGGAUGGGCCACCAUCGGAGACUCACACGGCACGGCAAGCGUCAAGCAACAGAGGAUCCAGGCCAAUGUGGUUCUCCAACCCGAGCCAGCCCGCCCAGCUACGCAAGCAUCCAGCUACCCUAGCACACGCAUGGCGGACCAAAUAGCUCCUUCGACAUUCCUCCCGUCCCCCGGCAGCGUGUCACCCCUGUCUACCCCAGAUUUUUCCGGUUGUAUUUUCCUGUUCAUGGACCACCCAGGCUUAACAGGCAUCUUCGGGAAGUUGGUCAGGGAGCAGGUUCAAUCUUGUCUUCAAUUUGCCGGAUAUGUCACCUCGGAACGACGCUGGGACUAUGUAGAAAUACAUCCUGAUAGUGCUAGCCAUCCGGCAGACAGCCCAGACACCAGAGGCCCAAAGGUGUAUGCCGGCGGCAUUCGCUGGGCAUAUUCGUCGCAGUUCUGUUUCGCCAUUGAGGUUUGUCAGGGCUUAUCCAUCUAA
Colletotrichum lupini is the source of this 3990-nucleotide messenger RNA. RefSeq lists its product as uncharacterized. The coding region runs from base 1 to 3990 and encodes 1329 amino acids. The record is from RefSeq and is a predicted model, not a curated record. Lineage: Eukaryota; Fungi; Ascomycota; Sordariomycetes; Glomerellales; Glomerellaceae. The transcript is spliced from 31 exons.